AUCACAUGAGUAACAAGUGAAGGCGUAACCAACCCAGAUACAUUUCAUGGGCAUAGCCGGGAGUUGAGGAAGAAGUUUUUUUUUAUUAAACUUUGAACGACGGGGAAGUAUAGUGUUAAUAAUGAAGUUCUGUGGACCAAAGCUGUCACUCUGUGGACUUAUUAUAAGCGUGUGGGGUAUCAUACAACUUGUACUUAUGGGUAUAUUUUAUUAUGUACGGAGUGUGGCAUUGGCAGAUGAUCUUCCUGGUGUGGAAAAGGAAUUUGAGAAUCUUAGCGAGUUCUAUGCUGCUGCUGAUGCAGGGUACUUGCAGAAUGCCUACAACUGUUGGAUUGCAGCAUGCCUCUACAUUUUCACACUUCUAAUAUCAGGACAUCAGUUUUAUGUUAAUAGUCGCUCAUCUUUAAGUAUGUGAGACAUUGAACAAGUAAAUGAAAAAAAUUAUCAAAUUUCUUCCAUUUUCUUGGUCCAAUCACCUGAAAGAAAUAUGUAGCCUCACAUUUUAAAUUUUGAAAUCCAGGUGAACCACACAAGUAUUUCUGUAAAAGUAAGUUUGGUAUAAGUAAUGCGUACUUAGUGAAGUUUCAUAAUUUAUUCAUUUUGAGUAACAAUGCUCAAUUAUCUUUUAAAACUAAGGUGGUAACAGGCAUUACAGUUUUUUCAUUUUGAAUAUAUCAGUAUUAGCCAUGGUGUAAUUGUUUCCCAAAUGCUUACAAGAAGUCAUAUCUAAAUAGGUUAAUGAUGAUAGUGAGGUUUUGUUUUUCAAAGGUUGAAAGUUUCAAAGAUUUCAUUGUAAAUGUGUAUUAUAGAUCAUUAUUAUAGCGGUAAAAUAAUCUAAGUUUAUAUGAAAAUUGUGUGUUGAUACUGUACGUAAUAGGACAGUUGCAUUUGCUGUAAAAGUAUAUACUUCACUAUUUUCUUUCUCUCUCUCUCUCUCUCUCUCUCUCUCUCUCUCUCUCUCUCUCUUUAUUUUUUUACAAAGAGUUUUCAUUAUAAACUGUUGAUAAUUUUGCAGUUGAAAACAAAAUGCACAAUUCAGUGGAUAUAGGGCAUUUUAUGAUUAUUAGUAUUUCAGUAUUGAAAAUGUGCAGAAUUAAUUAUUUCCACUGUUGCAUUUUUAUGCAGAUAGAAAUACUGUUUUAGUUCUGUGUGAUAGUUUAAUUUUAUAACUAGAACACUCUACUCUGUGUAUUUAUAAGAUUUGCUGCUGAAUAAUUACAUUCCUGUAUUUGGAAGAUGAGAGAACUUUAUCUUAAGGAUGCUGGUAACUUUUUACAACCAGACAACAGGAAAUUGUCAUUUUUCUCACAACCAUGAUGUAAAUACUUCCUUGUGUAAAUAAAGCUUUGUUUGUGAAACAGUCA
Schistocerca cancellata (South American locust) is the source of this 1364-nucleotide messenger RNA. Its product is annotated as ribonuclease kappa-B. Bases 122 to 415 code for a protein of 97 amino acids. Lineage: Eukaryota; Metazoa; Arthropoda; Insecta; Orthoptera; Acrididae. The transcript is spliced from 3 exons. The record is from RefSeq and is a predicted model, not a curated record. Gene Ontology annotation, molecular function: RNA endonuclease activity.